AAUUAUACAGCAGAAAGAAACUGGUCGGUACAGUCACGAACUCUGUUAAAAGUUGUCCGGUCAAAUCUUCUAUUGGACUCAAAAAGACACGACACAAAGAGCAGCUUACGGCUCCUAAAACAAUGCACAUGUCUCCAUGCUAUCCUAUUCGUUGUCUUAAUUAUUUCAAUUACAUUCUCUAAUCUACACUUUUGUGCCCAUUUGACGAGACAUUCCCUGAAUCUAUGGACUGCGCUCAAAGCACAACUACUUUGAUCUCUGAUCCCUUUGUCUACAUGUCUUUCUCAUUACUUAUAUAAAGAACAUGGAGCCUCCUUCAUUGAUAUACUUACCAAUUUCUGACUGAGUUUGAACAUUAACUUCAGUCAUCAUUUUGAUUUUUCUGUAAAUCCGAAGAGAAAAUGGAAGGUGGGUUCCAUUCAGAUUGGAAUGAUAGUUCUUCAUCGUUAAUGGGAUCAGAGUAUCUGGAGGAAGAGUUGGAGGAGGUAACUGUGAGAGGUGAAAAGGUUUUCUCUUGUGUUCCUCAGCCUCAGACACCAAGGGAGUCAAUGAAGUUUCUGUCCAGGUCAUGGAGUCUUUCCGCUACUGAAAUCUCCAAAGCUCUAGCUCAGAAACAGAGACAACACCAAAGUCUGUCUACUGUUUCCCAAAACAGUCAUGGUGUCUUCUUCCAAGAUUCUGCUGCAGAUCCGCUUAUGGUAGAAAAGAUCAUGAAGUCAUCUGGUACACGUAAAUCAGGGAGGUUCUCAAAGUGGUUUCACCAAAAGCAACACACCAACCCAAACACCAUAAGGAAUCAGAAGAGGAAAGACAAAGCACGUGUGGAGAGAGCCCAUGUGCACUCAGCUGUGUCCAUCGCAGCUCUGGCAGCUGGGUUAGCGUCUGUGACAUCAGAGGAAAGCUGCAGUAAAGGGUCAAGCUUCAUGAUGCCGCUGGCUCUAGCCUCAGCUACCGAGCUACUGGCUUCUCACUGCAUUGAGAUGGCUGAGCAAGCAGGUGCCGAUCGUGAAUGUGUUGCUGCCGCGGUUAGGUCUUCCAUUGAUAUCCACAGCCCUGGUGAUCUCACCACUCUUACAGCCGCUGCUGCAACUGCUUUGAGAGGAGAAGCGGCUUUGAAGGUGAGGCAGACAAAGGACGCAAGGAAGAACGCGACUAUCACACCUUGUGAGAGGAGCUUCUCUGACUCUAGCUGGAAUCAGUUUAGAUUGGAUGAACCAAAUCUUCCUUUAGAGGGUGAACUUGUGCAAUGUGCACAAAACGGAACUCAACGACUUAAGCGAGUUUGUGUCUAUAUCAACAAGUCUCAGGUGAUGAUCAAACUUAAAAGCAAACACAUUGGAGGAACAUUCUCCAAGAAGCUCAAAUGCGUUGUUUAUGGAGUCUGCGACGAGAUAUCUGCAUGGCCUUACAGUAAAGAUAGAGAAAACUCGGAAGAAGACUACUUUGGUCUUAAAACUGGACAGGGUCUGUUGGAGUUCAAGUGCAAGAGUAAGACUCAAAAGCAGAAAUGGGUUGCUGGGAUUCAGUCUACUCUCCGCCAAGUAACUUGUCUCGAGGCUGACAAAUGCUCUCUUGAAACUUUGAGCCUCAGUGGUCGAAUGCGAUAG
Raphanus sativus (radish) is the source of this 1607-nucleotide messenger RNA. Its product is annotated as VAN3-binding protein. The coding region runs from base 402 to 1607 and encodes 401 amino acids. NCBI's taxonomy places the organism in Eukaryota, Viridiplantae, Streptophyta, Magnoliopsida, Brassicales, Brassicaceae. The transcript has 6 exons. The record is from RefSeq and is a predicted model, not a curated record. Gene Ontology annotation, biological process: phloem or xylem histogenesis; leaf vascular tissue pattern formation; auxin-activated signaling pathway.